AGGGAGGCGGGGGUGGUGUUGGGGGCAGCUUGUGUAGGUAUCAUGGCUGCUGUGGCUGAGCUUAGUCUCCCGUGCGCCGGUGACCGGAGCCUGGAGCAGAGCUGCAGCCCCAACCUCUCCCAAGAGGUGCUGUUCGAAAUCUUUCGCUCCCUGCAUACCCUGGCUGGACAACUUAACCUCAGAGAUGAUGUGGUGAAAAUUACAAUCGAUUGGAACAAACUCCAGAGUCUCUCAGCAUUCCAGCCUGCUUUGCUCUUUAGUGCACUCGAGCAGCACGUUUUAUAUUUACAGCCUUUUUUAGCAAAACUUCAGCCUCUGAUAAAAGAGGAGAAUACAGCUGUUGUUGAAGAGAUAGGAAAAGGAGAAAAAGGGAGCAAGAAUGAAGUAGAUGCCAUAUUUCCCGUUGGUGACCUACAGAAGGAAGAACAGCACAAAGACUGUGAUUUAGGGGAUGUGAAAAAGACACAGGUCCAUUUUGAUCCAGAAGUAGUUCAAAUAAAGGCUGGAAAAGCAGAAAUUGACAGACGAAUAUCUGCAUUUAUUGAAAGAAAGCAAGCUGAAAUCAAUGAAAACAACGUCAGGGAAUUUUGCAAUGUUAUUGAUUGUAAUCAAGAAAAUAGUUGUGCAAGAACCGAUGCCGUUUUUACCCCUUACCCUGGAUUUAAAAGUCAUGUAAAAGUUUCUAGAGUUGUGAAUACAUACGGACCACAGACUCGGCCUGAAGGAGUGCAAGGGUCAGGCCAUACACCGAGCAUGCUCCGAGAUUGUGGUAAUCAGGCUGUAGAAGAGCGACUACAGAAUAUUGAGGCUCACUUGCGAUUGCAGACAGGAAAGAAGGUCUAUGGAUGGAGCAGCUUGACCAAGGAAAGGGGAAGGAGAUUCAGAUGGGUAAGGGUAAUAAUUUUAAACAGCAUGAUCUACAUCUUUAAUCUCAGCCACAUCUCUGGCCUCCCCAAGCUUUCUAUUAAUUUUGCUAUCAUAGGGCCUUUACCCAGGCUUUUUUUUAAAACCAUACUUUCCCUCCUGACCCCACACUGGUGUGGUUACCCUUUAUUAUUUAGCCUCAUAGCACUUGGUACUCUUGUCUCCUCUACUAGAUAGUAAGGUCAGUGAGAUCAAACUGUCAGGUUCAUUACUAUGUACCUAGUGCAGUGCCUGGCACAAAACAGGUAUUUGUUUGGCACAAAACAAGUAUUUGCUGAAGGAACAAUUUGCUCAUUUUACCUUUUUAGAUAUCUGCAAAGCACAGUGGGUUUACAAAGUUAACAUCUAGCUGUCUUGGGAGGUCAAGGAAUGGUGUCCCUGGUAAAGUGACAUUUGAGCCUUUGAAGGGUUCGUAGGAGUUUUUCAGUGGACAGGAGCAAAGGAUUCCGAAAAUGAACAGCAUCUGCAAAAAGUACUGAGGCACAAAAUAUGGCUCAGGAAAUUUCUGAGUCCUGUCCAGCUGGAGUAUUUGCUGGAUAGAGGUAAAAGAGAAUGAGUAAAGCUUUGAGGGUUAUAAGAGAUUAGUAUUCAAAUUAAUCCUUUUGCCCAGAGCUAAAGGAAUUUAAAAUAUAGCUGUAUGAAAGGAUUGACAGAUUUGUUAAGUUUAAUAGUAUCAAGUAGUUAAUUUUGAAAAAUACCUUUUGAAUGUCCACUACAUGCCAAGCUCUGUUUUAGACAGGAGGGAUACUGAGAUGAUGUAAUCAUAGUCUUGCACUUCAAGGACUUUAUAAUUGUUUGGGAGAAAACAGAUUAAUAGUGAAGUGGAGUGUUAAGGGGGCUGUGAAGGAAGAGUGUGGUGGGGGCACAAGGAGCCACGAUGUGAAGUGAUUUGGGCAGUGCUUUAUUGAGUCAGUGAAACUUGAACUGGCUCUUGAAAGGUGCAAGGGCGAGGCAGAGGGUGUUCUAGGUAAAGGGAGCGGCAAGAACAAAGUCACAUGAAUAAGUUAUUCAUUUUACUUUAUUCAAGAGCAAGAAUCACCAAGAUCCCGAGAUAAAAUAUAUAUUUUUAGAAUUUUUAUAUUUUACAAGCUAAUAACUUUUGAUAAGAAAUUUUCCCAUAUUGUUUCAUUGCACAGUCAUGGGUUCAUUCAGUCAUUAUAUAGUGAGCACCUGUGUAGUCUGCUGACUGAUGCUUCCUAGGUUUGUGCAGGGCACAAGCUGACAGGCAUACCCAAUGAACAAAUGGUAAAAUUAUGCCCUCCUGGAUCUCAGAGUGGAGAAUCAAGCAAUAAAUAAACAAAAUACAUCUACAGAAUAUUGAGUGGUAGUAAUGGUUUGGAGAAAAAUAAGGGAAAGGAAUGAGGAUAGGGGUGCCAGGUAGGGGGAGGUGGUAACACUGGUAGUUUUUAAAGGGUUGUGAACCCUGACCUGAGGUUGGUGAGAGUAAGCCUCGUGAAUAUGGAGGCAGAGGGAGCCACAAGCACUAAAACUGAGGGUGCUUGGCCUAGUUGAGUAACAGAAGAAGUAAUUAAGAGGCUGGGAUGAUAUGAUUAUGAGAACAAUGUCCAAACUCUGUGGGACCUGUAGACUGUUGUAAAGGCUUUGACUUCGAGUAACAUGUGAAAGUUUUGAGCA
Artibeus jamaicensis (Jamaican fruit-eating bat) is the source of this 2559-nucleotide messenger RNA. It is a transcript of the gene MBIP, whose product is annotated as MAP3K12 binding inhibitory protein 1. Gene Ontology annotation, cellular component: cytosol. The transcript is spliced from 7 exons. The coding region runs from base 43 to 1101 and encodes 352 amino acids. NCBI's taxonomy places the organism in Eukaryota, Metazoa, Chordata, Mammalia, Chiroptera, Phyllostomidae. The record is from RefSeq and is a predicted model, not a curated record.